Ficedula albicollis (Collared flycatcher) is the source of this 1219-nucleotide messenger RNA. It is a transcript of the gene LRAT, whose product is annotated as lecithin retinol acyltransferase (phosphatidylcholine--retinol O-acyltransferase). The coding region runs from base 124 to 819 and encodes 231 amino acids. Gene Ontology annotation, biological process: retinol metabolic process. NCBI's taxonomy places the organism in Eukaryota, Metazoa, Chordata, Aves, Passeriformes, Muscicapidae. The record is from RefSeq and is a predicted model, not a curated record. Gene Ontology annotation, molecular function: phosphatidylcholine-retinol O-acyltransferase activity. The transcript is spliced from 2 exons.
UCCCCGCUCGCCCCUCACCCGGUGGGCCGGCCCAGGUGCCCGCCCCGCCCCGCUGGUAUCCUAGAAAAGCGCUGCUGGAGACCAGGAGCUGCUCCGAGGUCCCGAGAGUUUCCCUUGCCGACCAUGAAGAACCCGGUGCCACAGGCGGCGUCGCUGCUGCUGGAGAAGCUGAUGCUCCUCGUCCACAUCCGGCCAUUGCCCGCGGGCUCCGGCGGUGAAACGCCACCGCCUGCACCCGGCUACUACGACACCAGCUGCUUCAAGCGAGGAGACCUGCUGGAGGUGCCCCGCACUCUCUUCAUUCACUUCGGCAUUUACCUGGGCGAGAACCGCGUCGCCCACAUGAUGCCCGACAUCCUGCCCUCCAUCACCGGCGACCGUCGGCUGAUCCAGCAGGUGGUGACCAACAAGCGGCUCAUCCUGGGCGUCAUCGCUAGGACGGCCAGCGUCCGGGUGGACACCGUGGAAGACUUCGCCUACGGCGGCAACAUCCUGGUCAACCACAUGGACCGGCUCUUCGAGAACCAGGUACUGAGCAGCGAGGAAGCGGCCCGCCGGGCGGAGAAGCUGGUGGGUGCCACGGCCUACAGCCUGCUCUGGAACAACUGCGAGCACUUCGUCACCUACUGCCGUUACGGAGCUCCCGUCAGUUUCCAGACCGACAAGUUCUGUGAGACUGUGAAGAUGAUUAUUCGGGACCAGAGGAGCGUGCUUGCAUCGGUGCUUGUGGGACUAGCGUCAAUAGUCUGCCUAGGUGUGGCACCCUCCACCACACUCCCCACCAUCUUCAUUCCCUUCUUUCUGUGGAUGGCUGGCUAACAGCUUUCCUGGAGGCUUGUAUCCAGCGUCUGUAUAUAGGAUGUAUACUACUGUACUUAUGAAAGCACACGUUAUUCAUUGGCAUCGUGUAAAGUUUCUUAACUUUGUGCAUAAUUUUAAAAUACAAUGUAGAACACAGUGCACAAGGCAUAGCUUACUGUGUAAGCCAAAUAACAGAUUUCCUGAAAAUCUUGGUAUAAUUUAACACACCUUUAAAUCAUGGAAAAUGUAGGGUCGCAAUGCAGUUCUGCUCCUUGUCCUUAGCCAAAAAUCAUUCUAAUAACAUCCUUCAUCUUCUUCUUAAUAAAAAUGGAUAAUGGUGUUCCACAGAGUGAUGGAAAUGGAGAACAAACUGCUUACCUCUUCUUUUUAUAGAUAUAGUAUAUAUUCAGAAAUUACU